GGAUUUUGCAGUAAUCUUCCCCUGGAGUGGGGUGGGAAUGGAAAUUUUACAGUAUUCUUUCCCUGCCACACCCACCAAGCCACGCCCACCAUGCCACACCCAUAGAACUGGUAGUAAAAAUUUUUGAAGCCCACCACUGAACCAGAGGGAGGGUCACCAGUCCCCCAAACAAUUUGCUGGGUGGGUGUGGCAAAAAAACACUGCACCAUCCACUACACAGUGGGCACCUCCACGAUCUCACCCACAGACCUCAAAGCAUGCAGUUUAUUUAGUAAACUAAUAAAUUUCAAAAUGGAAAGGAUCUGAGUAUCUUAAAUGAACUAUGAAGGACAAGAGAGACAGUGGCAAUGAAAAAGAUUUCUAUCCACUCUGUAACUCUCACUAUUUACCCAAUGAGAUAGUCCACAGGCUGUCACUUUCUUGCCUUAGUCAGCUUUCAUCCAAAAAUUUAUAUUGCUAGAAAUGAUGGGAAGCGUAAUUUCGCUUCAGGCAGAAGCAAUUUUAAAACCAGCUCCAAUUUAGGAUUCAUAAAUCUAAUAUAAUGGAAAUAUAAUAUAAGGGAAAUCUAAUAUAAGGGAAAAUCCCCAACAGGGCCAACAUUUAACAUUAGGCAGGGUUCAAGGGUGCCGAUUGCGUGUCACCAAACUCCAUAGCUCUGGCUGACCUUCCCCAGCGCACUCUGGAAACAAAAAACCAUGUUGAAGGACAGGAGAAGUCAGUUCCCUUGAGGUUCAGAUACCCCCCCCCCCCCCCGCAUCACUUUCUGGACAUGUCCCAACAGGAGGAAUCCCAGCCACUACACAGCAGAGCCCCCAGGGAUGUUUCCGUGGUUUUUCACUAACAUGUUUUUCUCCAGCUAACCCUCCUUGCAUUAAAGAACUUUACGGUCCCCAGUGGAAAAGUUGCAACUCCCUGUAAUAAUCACCACCCCAGUUUUCUGCUACUUCUCCAAUAACUGUAAGCAUCAGACUGAAGCAAUGUGGAAAAGAUCCUUCAUCAGAAAAGGAUAAAUGUCUUAGGUUGCAUUUGUGUGGCACAAGUUUUCAGGCAGGCAAGAGAUUUCUUUUCCAGCUGAAGCUUGGAUUGUCUCUGUCUGGAUCAGGAAAGCCACCAGCAUUUCCAUCUUGUGAGAGUGCUUGGAAUUCUUGUUCAUCUCAUCUAGUUCUUUUUGUUAAGAACUGAUUCAGCCCCAAGAAUUAUGGACCUCCUGCUUCUGCUUCUGAUGCUGCUGGUGCCCCAGCCGGUCUCUGGGAAGCUGAGAAUGAAAUGCCUGCUGAGUUUGGAGCACCAGGAUGAAAAACAACCAUGGAGCUACUACAGGCCAGGAGACCAUCUCAUUACUAUGAUCAACACUGCAACAGAAAUAUUGCAUUCAACGUUUCCUUUCAAUAGUCCUCCUUCUAAUCCGUCUCAUUCUAGACUUUCUUUUGGUUAUUCAGAAACCCUACGCUUCAUUUUUGCCAUUCAAGUGAUGAAUAAGAAUUCCCAGCUCCUGCAUAAUCUCACGCUUGGCUACAACAUCCAUGACAAUUAUUUUAGCACUUUACGCACUUCAGAUGUCUUGCUGGACACACUCUCCACUGGAGAAGCCAAUGUUCCCAAUUACCUCUGUGGAAGGAAGGACAACCUUCUGGCUCUUCUUGAUGGAGCUAGCAGGGACAUCUCCAUCCAGAUGUCAACCUUAGUAGGCAUCUACAAAGUCCCACAGAUCAGUGCUGAACCUGUUUCAGAGGCUCUGAGUGAUAAAAGUAAAUUCCCCUUUUUCUACCUGAUGCUCCCCAAACAAGGAUUCCAGUACCCAGCCAUUGUCCCACUGCUCCUCCAUUUCAAAUGGACCUUGAUUGGUCUCUUUGCUUCAGGCACAGAGGAGGGAGUGAAUUUCAUGAGGACUUUUACUCCUAUGCUUCUCCAGAAUGGAAUUUGUGCUGUUAUAUCACAACAAUUCUCAACAACUGGUCAUACAGCAGCCCUCAGGGAGGCCCUCUCUAACUGGAGACAAGUCAACGUCUUUGUUCACUUUGUAGAAUACGAUUCCCUUUGGGCCACAAUUCUUCCUUUCCAUUUAGCACUCAGGCAUUUGCCAGGACCCAUUGAAGGGAAAGUCUGGAUCUUGACAGUCUUGGGCCAUUUCACAAUUAGAAGGCACAAACUUCUCAAAUUUGUCCAUAGUAUUUGGGCCUUUGGUUUGCAGAAGAAGUCUGAGCAAAUAUAUAAUUCAUUUGAACCCCAUCUAUUUUUGGAACCCCAGGUUGAAGAUCAUUAUUUUCACUGUUCUCUUUCAAAACCCGUCUUUUCUGUCAAAGGCCGGAGAAGAUGCACCCAGAAAGCCCCACUGGAGACCCAGGAGAAAAGGGACAGGAUGCAGAUCAUUAAUUACCCCCAUCUCUACAGUAUCAUUCGGACUCUGGCCCAGGCCUUGAAUGCUGCCUAUUCCUCCAGGAGGAGGAGAAGGAAGGAGGGGGAAGAGAGGUUGGGGGCUCUGAGGCUGCAGCCAUGGCAGUUUCAUCCCUUUCUGGCGAAGAAUGAGUUUUGCAACCUUUCUGCGAGAAAACUGUACUUGGACCAAAAUGGAGAUAUAGCAGCAGAUCUGGUCAUCAGGAGCUGGGUGGUUCUCCCCAAGAUGGAUCACAUUUAUCAGCACCCAGGGACGUUUAAAAGAGGGAGACUUCUUAUCAACCAAGAUGUUCUUUCAAGGCUAAAGUUGCACAACAAGAUACGGAAAAAUGCACCAAGUGUCCGGAUGAUAAAUAUCCAAAUGAGAACAGAAUCCACUGUAUCCCCAAAGUUAUAACCUUCCUGUCUUUUGAAGAACAUCUGGGAAUCGUCCUGGACUCUUUUGCCCUACUCUUGUCCCUAACCACAGGACUUGUUUUAAUCAUCUUCAUUCAAUACAGAGAAACUCCCCUUGUCAAAGCCAACAACCGGGACCUCUCUUACAUCCUCCUGGUCUCCCUCCAGCUUUGCUUCUUGUCUCCUUUUCUCUUUAUUGGUCAACCAAGGAAAGCCACCUGCCUUCUCCGACAAACGGUCUUCAGCAUCAUCUUCUCAGUUGCCAUUUCUUCUCUCUUGGCCAAAACUAUCAUGGUGGUGCUGGCCUUCCUGGCCACAAAACCAGGAAACAGAGUGAAGAGAUGGUUGGGGAAGAGCUUGGCCAACACCAUCAUCCUUUCUUCUGCUGCUGUUCAAAUUGUCAUCUGCUCCAUCUGGCUGGGAGUUUCUCCCCCCUUCCCUGACUCUGACCUCCACUCCCAGCCUGGAGAGAUCAUCCUGCAGUGCAACGAAGGGGCCAUUGUCAUAUUCUACAUCACCCUCAGCUACAUGGGCUUCCUGGCUGCCAUCUGCUUCACGGUGGCUUUCCUGGCCAGGAAUCUGCCUGGGGCCUUCAACGAAGCCAAGCUGAUCACCUUCAGCAUGCUGGUCUUCUGCAGUGUCUGGGUGACUUUUGUGCCCACCUACUUGAGCACCAAAGGAAAAUACAUGGUGGCUGUGCAGGUCUUCUCCAUCCUGGCCUCCAGUGCUGGUCUGCUGGUCUGCAUCUUCAUCCCCAAGUGCUACAUUAUCUUUCUGAGACCAGACCUGAACACAAAGGAAUGUCUUACAGCCAGAAUCAAUGUAAAAACAUGAGACAUGAGACCAUUAUGAUAUUGGAAGAAUUGUUAAUGUUUGUUUUAUUUGAAAUAAAAUAUUAUUUCCAUUCAGAUAGCAUGCAGAAGAAUAUCAUAUGUCUGUGUUUGAAAUGGUAAAUAGUUCAACGACUGUUCCCUUCUGUUUCAUCUCAAUAAAUCUUGUGAAAAUAAUAAACUCAAUAAAUUGUGAAAAUC
Messenger RNA from Pantherophis guttatus, 3821 nucleotides. NCBI's taxonomy places the organism in Eukaryota, Metazoa, Chordata, Lepidosauria, Squamata, Colubridae. The record is from RefSeq and is a predicted model, not a curated record.